Messenger RNA from Solea solea (common sole), 1922 nucleotides. RefSeq names its product tissue alpha-L-fucosidase-like. The record is from RefSeq and is a predicted model, not a curated record. Gene Ontology annotation, molecular function: alpha-L-fucosidase activity. The coding region runs from base 131 to 1474 and encodes 447 amino acids. Gene Ontology annotation, biological process: glycoside catabolic process; fucose metabolic process. Lineage: Eukaryota; Metazoa; Chordata; Actinopteri; Pleuronectiformes; Soleidae. Gene Ontology annotation, cellular component: lysosome. The transcript has 8 exons.
ACCCGCAGCGUCUCAAUAAUAAACCAGUGAAAUAUCAGUGGAGUGCAGCGCCAGGAGCUUCCCUGUAGCUCUGGUCCGCACUCACAGUUUAUUCACAAUAGUAUAGUGUAGUGUAGCAGUCUGAGCUAUCAUGUUCGUGUUUCUCGUCGCUGCUGCGCUAGUUGGUCAAACAGCGGCUCGAUACACCGCGAACUGGACUAGCUUGGACUCCAGACCUUUACCUUCAUGGUACGACGAGGCCAAAGUUGGCAUUUUUGUCCACUGGGGCGUGUUUUCGGCAGUGGGCUUUAAAAGCGAGUGGUUCUGGUGGCACUGGCAGGGUCAAAACCCUCCGGACACCAGCUGUGUGCUCUACAUGGCGAUGAACUACCCUCCUGGAUUCAGCUACGCCGAGUUUGCCCCCAAGUUCCACGCUCAGUUCUUCAACCCAGAGCAGUGGGCGGACAUAUUCAAAGCCUCCGGCGCAAAAUAUGUUGUUCUGACUGCCAAACACCAUGAAGGAUUUACAACCUGGGGGUCUCCAUACUCCUGGAACUGGAACUCUGUUGACAAUGGUCCGCACAGGGACCUGGUGGGAGACCUGGGAGAGGCAGUGCGUAAGAGGUCAUUGCACUAUGGACUGUACAACUCCUUGUAUGAGUGGUUCCACCCUCUCUACCUGGCUGACAAGAAGAAUCAAUUCAAAACGCAGCAGUUUGUGGCAGAUAAACUACUACCAGAGCUUUAUAACAUGGUCGUAAGGUACAGGCCUGAUUUGAUCUGGUCUGAUGGAGACUGGGAAGCACCUGACACCUAUUGGAACUCCACAGAAUUCCUGGCGUGGCUUUAUAAUGAUAGCCCAGUCAAAGAUACUGUUGUGACCAACGACAGAUGGGGAGCUGGCUGUGCUUGUAAACAUGGUGGGUACUAUAACUGUGCAGACAAGUACACUCCAGGUGAGCUGCCCAAGCACAAGUGGGAGAAGUGCACUUCUGUGGACAGUUUAUCCUGGGGUUACCGGUGGAACAUGAAGCUGAGUGAGCUCAUGGACUUACCCAGUAUCAUAAAGGAUCUGGUUCGCACUGUGGCUCUGGGAGGAAACUACCUUCUGAAUGUGGGUCCCACGCCUGAUGGAAUGAUCCCUGUUGUAUUUGAGGAGAGGCUCCGGGGUGUCGGAGCUUGGCUGGAGAUCAACGGGGAGGCCAUCUACACCUCUAAACCCUGGAGGGUGCAGACAGAGAACACUACUGCAUCAAUCUGGUACACAUCUAAAGGGAACACGGUCUACGCCAUCAUUACGACCAAGCUAUCCAAGUACACCGUGCAACUGUUGGAACCCAAGACCUCAGUCAUCACCAAGGUGACCUUACUGGGGGAUCCGAAGCCCUUAGCCUGGUCCCCACUCAGUCCUAGUUCUGGACUGAGCAUCCUUCUGCCCCAGCUGCCUUACUCCCCUGGUGAGGCUUGGACCCUGAAACUGGAGGGUGUCCAGUGAGCCUUAAAACACAUGAUUUCCAUGUGGAACGUGGUAAACUCAGGUUAUUGUUAAUUAGGAUAAGGGGAAACUUGUACUUUUUUGUCCAAUAUCCUUGUAUUUACUUGAGAAAAUUGAAAUGAUGUGACACUCCUCUUCAAUAAUUCUUUAGUGCACUAAGAUUGACUGACUUUUAAAUGUGCUCUUUUUUUAAUGAUUCACAGUGAACAGUGAACACAUUGAAUCAGCUCCUCAGCUUCUUUUUUCCAAAUCAGGAAUUUUAGCCAGUGGUUUCUGGGAAUUGCAGCAGUUGACCUUAAAUGCACUUUUAAUUCUUUUUAUUUUUUUUUUUUAAAUAUGUGUAAUUUGAAUAGUUGGGAAAACCUUUGGUGAUCUCAUUGGUGAAUUAUUGUUUUUGUAAAUAUGCACAAUUCUAAGUUGUAUUAAAAAUAAACUUCCUCAAGAUCCA